AUGGCUGUCAAACACACAGUCAUGCUCCUGGUGGCAGUUUGUCUCUACCUGCCAGGUCUAAGCCAUGGCUUUCAACCAUCCUUCUCUGUUGAUGAAACUCAUCGUGACAUCACCAGAAAGGCAGUUCUCAGAAAGACAGCUGAGGUCUGCCGAGACCUUGCCUUCAACUUGAAAAUUGAUGACAACUUGUCAGUUCAGGAGGUGCAAAAGGCCUGUUUCUCCUCAUCUACCUACACCACUCCGCUCUCUACUGACAUUUUCCAAACUGCCCUUAAUGAGAUCUACGGUAGCAAUGAAAAAGUGUAUUUCUCAUUGGUCGAUAUCCCUGAGUUCCAUUUUCACAGCGAGACCUUCCUGGGAGGACGGGACAUCAUCACAAGAGGAUCAUUUACACCAACUUGUAAGAGCUGUACAGGAGACGCCUGUGCUGAUAACAUUUUGCCUGAAGUGCUGAAACAGGGGCUCCUGACCUCAGGCUACUUUAGCACAUUCUCCUCUUCAAAGCCUACUGGUAAAUGUAGCCAUGGUGGUCUACUUGACAAGACAAGAAAAAGGGACCCAGUUGGGGGCAUCAAUAAGGAUUCUUUUACAUCAGAUCAUGGCACGUUGCACAGAAAAGCAGCUAAUCUGGCAGUGGAUGCUACUAUGGAGCUGCUGGAGGACAUCAGACUAGCUGCUGGAGACAGGAACUUCCUGCGAUUGAUGGGCCUCUCCCAGUCCUAUGCGCUGUGUUUUGUCAUUGACACCACAGGCAGUAUGGGUGAUGACAUUGAUGCCUUUAACAUAAUUGACAGUAAUGCAGGAACGCUACAGGAACCCUCUCAGUACAUACUGGUACCUUUCAAUGAUCCAGAAUUUGGACCCGUGAUAAAGACAACUGACAAAAACUACUUCAAAGAGGAAAUCAACAAGCUCACUGCAUUCGGAGGAGGGGAUGAACCAGAGCUGAGCAUGUCUGGACUGCAACUUGCGCUGACAUCAGCUCCACCUUCCUCUAAAAUCUAUGUCUUCACUGAUGCUUCAGCCAAAGAUUCCCAUCUAAAAAGCACCAACAUUGCCCUUAUAGAGAGAACCAAGACUGAGGUAUCUUUCCUGUUGACAAACAUUUUUUUCAGUCGGCGGCGCCGCAGUAUUGAUGGUCAAGAUUUUUCAUCUCGUGCAGUGAGGCUAUCAGAUGUCCAGCUAUACAGAGACCUGGCCCAAGCUUCUGGAGGUCAGGCUAUUGAAGUCAGAAAGUCAGAUCUUUCCAUGGCCACUACUGUUAUAAAAGAUUCGUCCGCUGGUGCUGUGGUGACAGUUUUCCAGGUAGUAAUGGAUCCGGGGCGACCUGAUAAUUUUAAUUUUACUGUUGAUUCAUCAGUAAGCAACGUCAUCAUUUACAUCACCGGAGUUUCAUCUCUCACCUUCACACUCACCAGCUCAGCAGGAGUGUCUCAGGAGUCAAGUCAGACCAGUGGUCCUCUGGCAUCCUUAACAACAGUGGGAAACCUACGCAGAAUAAGUCUCAAUGCUGGAAAUCAAACGGGUGUUUGGCAAAUCCACAUCAGCUCUAACAGUCCCUACUCUAUUAAAGUCACAGGUCAAAGUUCAGUGAACUUCAUCUAUAACCUUGUGGAAUUACAACAGGAAGGUGGCAUCAGACCCAAGGAAGGCCGUCCUGCUACAGGUGGUAAUGUCACUCUCCUGGUCACUGUGACAGGAAGUGACACAGUAAAAGUCACAGAGGUCACGCUCUUCGACAGUUCAGUGCCAAAGGAGUUGACUGGAUCAAUACAGUCAUUAGAAAGCAGCAACUUUCUGGUAACAUUCAGUGAAGUCCCAGCAGGAGACUAUGUAGUUCGACUGCAAGGUGAGGACACCAGCACCACAUCCCGGUCUACCUCAGAUACCUUCCAGAGACAAGCCUCCACCCGGAUCACAACAGCUAGUCUCUCUGUUGCUGCUCAAGCUGACAGUAUCAACAUAGAACCAGGCACUAGCAUCACCAUUCCUUUUACAGUGUCUUCAGAUGUAACUGGGACAUUCAGAGUGCAAGUCAGCAAUGACCGCAGCUUUGACUUCACCUCACCUGGAAAUGUCAGCAUUGGACCAAGCGAUGGAGGCAAAGCCAAUGGGACAAUAACCUUAACUGUUCCAGCCAGCACUGGAUCAGGAACAGACGUGACCCUCACCAUUCAGGCACAAAACGCUGCUGCCACUGACACCAACUAUGCUGUCCUCCGAUUUUCUGUGGCUGCCAAGACAACAGAUUUGUCCAGUCCAGUGUGCCAGAUAGUCAAUAUAUCAGGUAUCUGUAAUGUCUCUUCCAUCCUCUGUGCAUCAUCUCAGUGGGAGUUCAUUGCUAAUCUCACUGACGGCAUCAAUGGGACUGGCAUCGCAAGCAUUACCCUCCACGAAGGGAAUGGUACUCUUGAUACUAGCACAGUAGUUGGAGCAGGGGGUGAGAAUAUUACACUGGUUACCUACACUGCCUCCUGCUGUUCACAGAAUGUGGUUCUAGCUGCUGUGGACAGAGCAGGAAAUGUGGGGACAUGUAUGGGGCAAGCUAGACUACUUGCCACACCUGCUCCUAUGACUACAACUACCCCCGUACCUACAACUACUUCUCUGACUACAACUACCCCAGUACCUACAACUACUCCGAGUACCAUUCCCUUGGCGAAUGGUGACACUAUCAAUGCCAGUUCCAUUGAUGCCAUCGGUGAUAUUGGCGAUGAACUCCCACUGGGAGGAAGCACAAAGUGA
This is a messenger RNA of Oreochromis aureus, 2745 nucleotides long. RefSeq names its product von Willebrand factor A domain-containing protein 7-like. The coding region runs from base 1 to 2745 and encodes 914 amino acids. NCBI's taxonomy places the organism in Eukaryota, Metazoa, Chordata, Actinopteri, Cichliformes, Cichlidae. The record is from RefSeq and is a predicted model, not a curated record. The transcript is spliced from 16 exons.